CAAAAGGCGCGCUAGAAUUUUUGGAGGUUUGGCAGCUUUCUAGUUUUCCGAAUUAACAAAGUACUGGUUCGCCGUUUGCAGUGAUCGUUUUAUGGGCAAUUGGCAAUAUUAAUAGUUUACCUAAUGUGAUUUUAACUUUAUCGUAUGUAUUUUAAGGCUUACUUCUAAUUCCAACUGUCACAUACUAAUCCGAACUUUCCGCGUGCGCAAAGCUCAAGAUUCUGAAGCUGGACCAAUGAGAUGCAGGUUUGUUGGUGAAAUAAACUGCAUUCGAUUUUUGAAGUUGGAAGGGUCCAGUGAUAAACAUCCGAUAUGUGCUCCUACUCCGUGUGAAAUCGAGCGACGAUGAGUUCUUCGGUGCUUGGCGCACUUCGUAAUCAACUGGAUUGGCGAUAUGCAUUAAAACAGGGAAGCGCCGCCUGUUUAGAAAUGGAUCCUGUGGAGAAACUACAUUUUCCUAAAAAUGUCGAAGAGGAUGAUGAUGUUAUUCUGAUAUCCGAAGAUGAAAUGGAAACAGGAGGUGGAACGCCCGACGAUGAUAUACAGCUGCUCGAAGAAACCACCCCAGUUACAACAGCUGCAGCAACAGCAAAACCGCUUGCUACCUCAGCGAACGUAUUUCGUGAUUCAGGUGAUGCUCAUGCAUUAUCCAGUGAACCAGCCGAUCUCAUUUCCAAAGUGUGCACGCAUGGGCCGCUCAGGACGGUUGCAGCAGCCAUUGAAACUCUGAACGAAGAGAUAUUUGUCUGUGAUUCCAAUUGCAUGUGCAAAGUAUCUCGUCGCGCUCAGGAAAGCAUCAAUCAUCAUCGCCGAGAACGUGCCCGUCCUUUGGAAAUCGUGAAUCACAAAUGGCACGGAGGUCACUUAUUUCUGCAUUGUAAAUUAGAUUCGGAGCGCACUUGCUUGGAAUAUCUGAAAGUCUGCCAAAUUCCUGCGAAUAUUCGACGUGAAUAUAGUGUUUACCUGGAGAACUGCCAAAAAAUUGGUAAACUCCCUAAACCUGGAAAGAAGUGGACAGUGCAAGAUGAUUUGGCGCUGAGAGAAAGACUAUACCCGUCUCUAACUAAGGAACAAAUACGCUGCCAGGAAGGCCUGACCAACUGCACCGAUACGGCCGAAUGGGAAGUCAUCACUCGCAAUGGACGAGGAACGGUGACACUACCUCGCGCCCAAAAAGUCCCCGAGACAUCCCGUCCGAAGGCGGUUUUGGAAACCGCCACCGAGGAAUUCUACGAGGUGGAGAGAGUGAUUGCAGCUGAAUUAGAAAUGGGCAAGAUCUCUUACUUAAUCAAAUGGAUAGGCUAUCCACUGGAAGAAAGCACAUGGGAGCCACAGUCUGCUGUGCAGAUGUCGCGUGACGCUGUCGACCAGUUUAUCUCCAGUUUUGGGAAGCCCAACAAGACAAAUCCAAAAAUCUUUAGUCCGGAAGGCAAUACCUUUCUUGAGAAAAUAGCGGCUAAAGCUAAGAAGAAAAAGAAGUGAUUAAAUGUGUAUUUAUCUGGUGCUUGCCUUGAGCCUAUAAUAUUGUGUGGAGUAGAUAUGGUGGUGUUGGCUAAUUUGUUAAGUUCCGGGGCAAUUUGCGUGCUUCCUGAUCCUUGUUUUAUUGUACUGGUGUGCCAUAGUUGCAGUAUUAUGAUUCAGUUCCUCGUUUAAGCUUGUGUUCAGAAUAUUAAUUACUUUUGUGAUGAAGACGUUAUGAGGAUAAUUAUAGAAGUAUGCAUGCGAUUUCGCACUUGGGGCAGUUGAAACCGAGAUAUUUUUUUAGUUGUUGAUUUGUUAUUUAAUACUUUCCACUUGUACAGUACUGUACCAUAAUCUAUAGCUGGCGAAUUCGAAUAACUGGUGCGAAAAUAUAAACAGACUGGGCUACCUUAGCCUACCUAGUAACCUACAUACGUGGAUAC
Messenger RNA from Paramacrobiotus metropolitanus, 1904 nucleotides. RefSeq lists its product as uncharacterized. The coding region runs from base 346 to 1482 and encodes 378 amino acids. Lineage: Eukaryota; Metazoa; Tardigrada; Eutardigrada; Parachela; Macrobiotidae. The transcript is spliced from 5 exons. Gene Ontology annotation, biological process: negative regulation of transcription by RNA polymerase II; chromatin organization. The record is from RefSeq and is a predicted model, not a curated record. Gene Ontology annotation, cellular component: pericentric heterochromatin. Gene Ontology annotation, molecular function: chromatin binding.